Molecule: messenger RNA, 1248 nt
Organism: Phacochoerus africanus (Common warthog)
Lineage: Eukaryota; Metazoa; Chordata; Mammalia; Artiodactyla; Suidae
Gene: RAB4B
Product: RAB4B, member RAS oncogene family
Exons: 8
Coding region: 209-850 (213 amino acids)
Biological process (GO): regulation of endocytosis; Rab protein signal transduction
Cellular component (GO): endosome
Molecular function (GO): GTP binding; GTPase activity
Source: RefSeq, a predicted model, not a curated record
AGUCCGCCAAUCCCUGUCUUCGGGAAUCGUGGCCUGGUAUCCCGCAGCCUUAGCGGGUCGCGCCGGAGGGGGGUGGAGGCGGAAGCGACGGCGCCGGCCCCGGGAGUAGGAAGGAGCCGGGGCUGCAGACCGAGUGGAGCGGCUGCCAACCGAGGACCAGGCGCGGCCGCGUCGCCAUUUUGCGGCCCUAAGCGGCCGCGACCGAGUCAUGGCUGAGACCUACGACUUCCUCUUCAAAUUCCUGGUGAUUGGCAGUGCGGGUACUGGCAAGUCAUGUCUCCUUCAUCAGUUCAUUGAGAAUAAGUUCAAACAGGACUCCAACCACACAAUCGGCGUGGAGUUUGGAUCUCGGGUGGUCAACGUGGGUGGGAAGACUGUGAAGCUACAGAUUUGGGACACAGCCGGACAGGAGCGGUUUCGGUCGGUGACGCGGAGUUAUUACCGAGGGGCGGCCGGAGCCCUGCUGGUGUACGACAUCACCAGCCGGGAGACUUACAACUCGCUGGCUGCCUGGCUGACGGACGCCCGCACGCUGGCCAGCCCCAACAUCGUGGUCAUUCUCUGUGGCAACAAGAAGGACCUGGACCCGGAGCGAGAGGUCACGUUCCUAGAGGCCUCCCGCUUUGCCCAGGAGAACGAGCUGAUGUUCCUGGAAACUAGUGCUCUCACGGGUGAGAACGUGGAGGAGGCGUUCCUGAAGUGUGCCCGCACCAUUCUGAACAAGAUCGACUCAGGCGAGCUUGACCCCGAGCGGAUGGGCUCUGGCAUCCAGUACGGCGACGCCUCUCUUCGCCAGCUGCGGCAGCCUCGGAGCGCCCAGGCUGUGGCCCCUCAGCCCUGUGGCUGCUGAGACCUGUGGAGCCAGCUCACCUGUUCUCCAGGACCAGCGCUGUCCUUCCGGCUGGGGCCCAGACCAGGCCCUGGGAGGCCAAGCCCCUUACCUGCCCUGGCCCCGGAGAAGCUGCCCUGCCACGUGCCCCCUUCCCUGGCCUGGUGGGGCCUGGCUGAGGGGCAGGACUGAGCCACGAGGGGGAGGGGGAAUCCAUACCUGCUGCUGCUUCCUCUGUCUUGGCUGCCCCUGUCCCCCCAAACCACCCCUAACCAUACUCGAAGCCUUCCCAAAGCCUGAGACCAGGGCCAUUUGGCCUCAGCUUCCCUGGCCCUUGCCAUUGCGAGUACGUGUUAUUUAUUACCUGGAGGCCUGUCCCGUCCCCACCCCCAACCCCCAUAAAGCAUUGUUUACACCUG